GUUGGUGGAACUUUUCUGAUAUACUGCUCCAGAGAGCUGGGAGGCAAACUCCCCGCCUCCCCACAUUCCGGUUACCCUGCCCCCGCCUCCGGGUCCUCGCCCAGCCGCCCGCGCUGGUGAUAGGACCAGUCCCAGGCGUGCAUUGUGUGUAUGCAAAGCACCGCUCGCUCCUGGGGCGGCUCUAGUGGGGACCGGCUGCGGCUGCUGCUCCUGUCUCGGGUGCGACUGCCUGAGCGGGAGCCCGGCGCUGUCAUGCUCCUGCCGCGGGGCGGGCUGCAGCGUCGUCCCGUCGCUAUAUAAGCGCGAGCAGAGGGGGCACCCGGAGGGGCUGAAAAUGAAGGUGCCCGCGCAUGGGCCGCCGCUGAUUGCCAACCCCUCCCGAGCUCGCUCCCGGCGCGGAGCCCGAGGCCACCGAGGACCCGCCUUAGCCGCAGUAGCAGCUGGUUCAGCGACGCGGACAGCAGCUGCGGCGGUGGUGGCGGUGGCGCCCCUCGCGCCAGCGCGUAGAGCGGCGGCGGCGACUCUGGGGCCGCCGCUGGCCCCGCUGCCAUGAGUUGUGCGGAGGUGAUGUAUCACCCCCAGCCUUAUGGAGCGCCCCAGUAUCUGCCCAACCCUGUGGCAGCUGCAACCUGCCCUACAGCCUGCUAUCAUCCGGCGCCCCAACCUGGCCAGCAGAAGAAGUUAGCGGUAUACAGCAAGAUGCAGGACUCUCUGGAAGUCACGCUUCCCAGCAAACAAGAGGAGGAGGAGGAGGAGGAGGAGGAUGAGGAGGAGGAGGAGGAGAAAGACCAGCCUGCCGAGAUGGAGUACCUUAACUCUCGCUGUGUCAUUUUCACUUAUUUCCAGGGAGACAUUGGGUCAGUAGUGGAUGAACACUUCUCACGAGCUUUGGGCCAAGCCAACACCUUGCAUCCCGAAUCUGCCAUUUCAAAAAGCAAGAUGGGGCUAACCCCCCUAUGGCGAGACAGCCCAGCUCUGUCAAGCCAGCGGAGUAAUUUCCCGACUUCCUUUUGGACCAGCUCUUACCAGCCCCCACCUGCGCCUUGUUUGGGGGGAGUUCAUCCUGACUUCCAAGUCACUGCACCCCAUGGCACCUUUACAUCAGCAGACCCCAACUCUUGGCCAGGACAUGGUCUGCAUCAGACUGGCCCCGCCCCACCCCCUACUGCAUCUGAGUCUUGGCAUUACCCUCUGGCAUCUCAGGUGAGCCCGUCCUACAGCCACAUGCAUGAUGUGUACAUGCGACAUCACCACCCUCAUGCUCACAUGCACCACCGCCACCACCACCACCACCACCACCCAACGGCUGCCUCUGCUUUGGAUCCCGCGUAUGGGCACCUGCUAAUGCCAUCCGUGCGGGCCGCCAGGAUUCCUGCUCCCCAGUGCGACAUCGCAAAGACAGAUCUGACUACAGUCACCAGUGCUACCUCAGCAUGGGCCGGAGCCUUUCAUGGGACAGUGGACAUCGUGCCAAGUGUGGGCUUCGAUACAGGUCUUCAGCAUCAGGACAAGAGCAAAGAAUCAACUUGGUAUUGAAGCAUGGUAUCAGCAGGUCAUAUGGCAGCAUGACUGCAAGGGCCCACUGGGAGAAGAUACCACUGGGAUGUCCCAUCCAGGAAUGGGACACAGGAAACAAGGAUUGAGAAGAGGACAUAUAAGGUCUUUAGAUUUGAACCUUUUCUGGAGAAAACAUAGUGGGUCCUCCUAGUCAUUUAAGAAGAGUAUUUGGCUUAUUUUCCUUCAUCUGAGCCUUUGUCACCUGUGCAACGUGUCGUUUUACUUGCCUCGUACCAGUGCCUGGCCUAGUUUCUGUGUGCCUUUUUUUUCCCUUUUUGAACCAACCACCUUGUAAGAAGAUGAUCUAUCAAAUGAAAAUGCGCAUUCCUUCAGGAAAACCAUUAACUUCAUCUUCAUCUCUUUUUGUAGAAAUACAAAAUUGGCUUAGCUCGGAGGAGAUAUUUUUGAAGCUGUAAUAUUGUUUUUGGUUUUUUGUUUUGUUUUUUUAAUGUUGUAACAAUCGUUGAGUUCUGUUUAAAGAACUUGCUCUCAGAAAAGCACUGGCCAAAAUGUUCAAGCGCUGAUCUUUAGUGAGUGAUACGCUGUGUCUGUGCUUCCGAGGGUACCUCAAGGGUUUCAUCCUUUCUACAACAGUGGCACUGCCAUAGAUAAACCCUGCAAUGUUGUGUUUAUGUUGAAACUCAGUGAAGACUUAAUUUGAUGAUAGGUCUCUUAGUUUGCCAUUAUAUAUAUCUGUGCAGCUUGAAAGGGGGGCAUUUUCCUUUAAAGGGACACAAAGUAAAGGGUAUUUCUUCCAAAUAGAUCUUGGAGGUUAACUAGCAAGAAAAUUUGGUUAAUGAACAAUACUUCUCUGUAAAGUCCAGCCUAUCUUAACAAUUAGUAAUAGAGCUUACACAUGGUUUCAACAUAGGUGAAGCCAAUGCAUUUAGCCAUGGUAACUGCACCUCACUGACAGAUUUUCCUAAUUUCUAACCUUUCAUUCAUUGCUGUUUGAAAAGUCAUGAUUUCUGGGGUGAAUGCAGAAUGAGUAGUGUCGGGGAAGGAGGCUGACACAGGUCACAGUGCUGCCUAUCCCUCACCUUUGUAAACUGAAAAGUAAUGUAUUCUUUAUGUAAUGUUUUAAUUUGAACCUUUUGCAAGAUUUUCAUUUGCUUUUAAGUGUAAUUAGUUUCUCAAAAAUUAGAGCAAAAUAAAAGUGGUAAUGGAUUUAA
Messenger RNA from Apodemus sylvaticus (European woodmouse), 2729 nucleotides. It is a transcript of the gene Vgll3, whose product is annotated as vestigial like family member 3. The transcript has 4 exons. NCBI's taxonomy places the organism in Eukaryota, Metazoa, Chordata, Mammalia, Rodentia, Muridae. The coding region runs from base 550 to 1536 and encodes 328 amino acids. Gene Ontology annotation, cellular component: nucleus. The record is from RefSeq and is a predicted model, not a curated record. Gene Ontology annotation, biological process: regulation of transcription by RNA polymerase II.